This is a messenger RNA of Lotus japonicus, 1855 nucleotides long. RefSeq names its product phytolongin Phyl2.2-like. The coding region runs from base 1048 to 1578 and encodes 176 amino acids. The record is from RefSeq and is a predicted model, not a curated record. Gene Ontology annotation, cellular component: membrane. NCBI's taxonomy places the organism in Eukaryota, Viridiplantae, Streptophyta, Magnoliopsida, Fabales, Fabaceae. The transcript has a single exon.
CAUGCCAUGACACUUAGAACUUAGAUGUCUCUCUAACAUGCCAAAUAGCUAUAUAUAAACAUGUAACAAAUAACUACGAACAAAUACUCUAAGUUCAAAUAUGACAAAUAACUACAAAUACUUAAGUCUCAAAGUUUCAAAAAGUCAUCACUCCGACACUAGCACUCCAAGUAUGAGUAAAAUUAUAAAAAUUAUUAUUAUAUGUAUGGAUUUUGGGUUGGGUUGGGUUGGAUGGAUUUGAACUGAAUCCGAAAUCCGAUCCGAACUUGGUUGGGUUGUAGUAAAAUCCAUCCGACUAACCUGAUUGUCCGAUCCAACCCGCAUUUUUUCUAUUUGAUCGGAUUGGGUUGGGCGGGUUCAUUGGAUUUACCCGGCUCAUGUUCACCCCUACAUGGAACCAUAUAAGACUUCAUUCAAAUUAAAACAGACCCUAAUUUGGCCGAAGUCAUUUUCAUGACUAAUAUUAAAAGGGCUUAAUACAUCAGAAGGCCCCUGAAAUUGUAAAGGGAAUCAGUUCCAGGGCCUGUAAAAUUUUCGCAUCAAAUUGGGUCCCUAAGAAUUUUUUUUUAAUUCAAUUAAGGACAAAGUGUGUCUGAUGCUGAAGUGGCUUCAAUUUUAGCCUACUCAGCUUUUCCACGUGGCAUUUGGAAUUAUUUUUUACCUGAAAAUUUCUAAAACUUUAUUUUUUAAUACCAACUCAUAUAUUGAAGCAUAAAUAAAAAAUAAAAAAUUAAUAAAAUCUAUAAUCUAAAUAGAAACCUAAUAUAAUAAUCACUAAUGCAAGAUCAAGCACCAUCCUCGCACACCAUGGUUCAGGUUCAAACGACCAUGGGGGGUUGAUUUGCUUUUGCUCUCCUGCAAACCUGUGCCUACUGAUAUGCUAAACUUGCUGCUUGUUAUGCUGCUGCGUGAACCUGCACAUCUUUUUAUUUUGAUUUGAAUUUUGUCUAUCUUUUCCCCUGUUUCAUUUUCCCCUGUCUUUGUUUUUUAUUUCUCUUGUAACUGGUACCUGUUUGAGCAGCACCUCUUGUGCUUUAUAUAUUAACUAUGGCUUAUCCAAAAAAAGGUUCAAACGACCCUAACAUGGAAGCAUUAGCCUCUGAAUGCUUGCCUUUAACCCCACCAACCCACUCCCUCUUCUCCCACACCGUCAACAACCGCACCUACACCUUCCUCAUCGACCCUCCCUUCAUCUACUUCGCCAUCUUCGACCACCGCCACACCAAAUCCCAAACCCUCACCUUCCUCAACCGCAUCAGAUCCUCCCUAAAGGAAACCCUCGAUUCCGUCAAUGAUUCCACCGCGCCGCCGCCGCUAUCGCUCCAGACGCCGUUCGAUUUGAUUCUCCAGGAGAUUCUUCAUCUCGAUGACGGGAACAGGUCGUCGCCGGCUGUUGUUGGGAUCUCGCACGACGAGGGGUUGAAGAAGAAGAUGGUUGUGGAUUCCGCCACCGUCAUUGCCAAUAGGACGAGCGCCAAGGGUCUUGCUGCCGCCGCGGCGAUGGUUGAUGUCAACGAUGACCUUGUUUCGAUGACGGCGGUGGCGUUCGUCAAAACGCUAACCCAGAAGCCAUUUUGAGGGUUUGAUUCGCUUAUGCAAGAAGCUGGAUAUACUCUCAUGUUGAUGGCAAAAGGGAAUCUUGGAGAUGAAGUGAAGCAUGCUAGUGAUCAUGUUGAUUUAGGGAAUCUUUGAGAUUGGUUGUUGUUCUUGGUGAUGGAGGAAGAAGGAGAGUUUGAUUUCUUGUCAGGGUUCAAUUUGGGGAUGGGGAAGAUAUAUUUGUAAUUGAGUUCAAUUUGGGGAUGAAAGGGUUUAAUUAGGGAUUGGUUAUAAUUAGAUUAUUAGGUUAGUUUAUUAU